AUGUCAUCUAGUGCACCUGAAAUUAAAUGUUCAAUUUGUGAUACAAAGUUUACACAAAAAAAAAAUCUUUAUGCUCAUUUAAGGAAUAUACACGGUAGUGAUUCUUUAGAUGUAAAUAAUUUUAUUUGUACAGUUUGUGAGAAAACAUUUAAAGUUCAGAAAACUUUAGAUACCCAUAUAAAAAAAUAUCAUAAAAAUGGCGAUAAAAAUAGAGAAACAAGAAUAAUUUGUCCUUAUGAUGAGUGUAACGAACCUUUGUUUAAAUUUUCAAAAUUAAGGAUUCACCUGUUUGAAAAACAUAACAUUACUAUAGAAGUAAAAGAACUAAGUUUUUCGAAAAAUAUUACUCAAAACGACCAGAAUGUUGGGCUUAUUGUUAUCGACUAA
Molecule: messenger RNA, 387 nt
Organism: Macrosiphum euphorbiae (potato aphid)
Lineage: Eukaryota; Metazoa; Arthropoda; Insecta; Hemiptera; Aphididae
Source: the annotation of a GenBank genome assembly